UGUUUGAUAGGGAAUGUCUAGAAUCUUCAGAGAAAUCUUCGACGUCUGGGUAAAAGUUCUUUCAUGAAGCACGGAGUUCAGUGAAUGUUUCGUACCCAAUGGCCGAAGAAUCUGAGGACAUUCACCGUGAGAUAUGUAAGGAUCGUAAAUAAGAAUUCGCGGGCCAACUAACGAUCAACAAAUAAGCAUGUCGACAAUGGAGGGCUCGCUCAGUAAGUGGACAAAUGUGGUUAAUGGAUGGCAAUACCGAUGGUUUGUUUUGGACGACAAUGCUGGCCUUCUGUCUUAUUAUACGAGCAAAGAGAAAAUGAUGCGUGGAGCACGUCGUGGUUGUGUACGACUGAGAGGUGCUAUUAUUGGUAUAGAUGAUGAAGAUGACAGUACAUUCACUAUUACUACAUCAUCAUGUAAGGAUGACCCAAAAACAUUUCACUUUCAAACACGCAAUGGGGAAGAAAGAGAACGUUGGAUUCGUGCACUAGAAGACACAAUUCUCCGUCAUUCCAAUGCGAGGUGGGAUCCUAAGAAAUCACUUCCUAAGCAAGAUUUUGAUCGCAAAGUGGCUGAGGCUGAUGCUUAUCUUCAACUCUUGAUUGAACAAAUUAAACUGAUCGAAAAUAAGAAGAGUGCAGUUGAGGAAGAUGAGGAAAAGCAGAAAAAAUAUUCAGCUGUCUUACUACAAGCCAAUGCUAUGCUUAAUUCUGUUAAACAUACCAUUGUCCAGUUGCAAAUCGCAAAGAAUACAGCAAUACCAGUUAAUGGAGUAUACAGAGGACCAUCUAAUUCUAUACAUGUCCCUCCAACACUCUCCCAUGUUGCAGCUAGAGCACCAGAGGCAACAGUGCAAACUGGCAUCGAAUUAGGCUCUGAAUGUGUUGAACCCAGGGUGCCUACAUUAUCAAAUGUUGUAGAUAGGGAUCUGCCAGUACCACAAUUCUCAUAUUCCUCGUCCGACGAGGACGAUGAUUACUUCGAUGCUGCGGACGAGAUACCAACUCCAAUAAGCCAGAAUCAUAUUACGCUACGUUCCGAUAACGAGCGAUUUCAUGUGUCCACGGAAAGUGCCACAGGCGAUAAACGUAAAGAGCCACCUUUACCACCUAUCAAAGGCGACGGAUCAGUAGACUACGAUGCUCUUUACGAAGAAGAAAGCGAAACAGAAAUGGAUUCCAUGGAGAGCCAUGGAUCGGUUGUUACGCAUCUUCUGUCUCAAGUAAAGAUCGGUAUGGACUUGACAAAGGUUGCCUUACCAACAUUCAUUCUAGAGCGUAGGUCACUUCUUGAGAUGUAUGCCGAUUACUUCGCUCAUCCUGAUCAGUUUGUAAGCAUUGCAGACAUGCCAACACCUAGGGAGAGGAUGGUGCAAGUAAUUCGUUGGUACCUGUGUAGCUUUCACGCGGGACGCAAAUCUGGUGUGGCUAAAAAACCAUACAAUCCUAUAUUAGGUGAAAUUUUUCGGUGUCACUGGAACAUACCAAACACCAGUUCUUCUGACAAUAUCACAGAUUCAGGAAGCAAGCUUAUAUCAGAUGGUCCUGUACCAUGGUGCAAGGAGAAUCAACUUGCUUUUCUCGCUGAACAAGUCUCUCAUCACCCUCCAGUUAGUGCAUUUUAUGCUGAACACGUUGGAAAAAAAAUUUGUUUUGGAGCACAUGUUUGGACAAAAAGCAAAUUUCUGGGCUUAAGUAUAGGGGUUCACAAUGUGGGAAAGGGUUGGGUGAAUGUACUGCAACAUGGAGAGGAGUACGUUCUAACUUUCCCUAAUGGUUAUGGCAGAUCUAUCCUCACUGUACCAUGGAUAGAACUAGGAGGAAGUGUAACUAUAAGUUGUUUACAAAGUGGCUAUCAUGCGACGGUAGAAUUUCUAACGAAACCUUUUUACGGUGGUAAACGAAAUCGAAUCACUUGUCAGGCAUUUCAAGCGGGAGAUAAAAAGCCGUUUCUGGUUAUAAAUGGAGAAUGGAGUGGUAUGAUGGAAGCAAAGUGGUCGGAUGGUAAAAGUGAAAUUUUUUCUGAUGUUAAAGAACUUAGUACAGAGAGAAAAUUAGUUAAAACAGUAUGCGAACAAGAAGAGUGCGAAUCGCGAAGGGUCUGGCGUGAUGUCACAGUUGGCCUACGUAUUAAUGAUAUGGAUAAAGCUACAGCUGCAAAAUGUGCAAUUGAACAGAAACAAAGGGACGAGGCACGUGUCCGAAAAGAAAAUAAUAUAACGUGGCAGACGAAACUCUUCAAGGAAACCAAAGAUGGUGGUUGGGUGUACAUAAAACCUCUUGUAGACAGAAUACGCAGUUCUAGUGAUCAAACAAAUGUUACGUAACCAUGUUCAAUACAAUAUUACGUGAUAAUUUUAGAUGCAGCACAAUACUAGGAAAAAUCAUGGCCUAAUGCCCAUAAGAACUGUAAUACUAAGCUUAAUUCGAGAUAUGCACUUUCACAUCUGGAGAUUUUUUGCAAAUAUUUUUACGUGCAUGAUAACCAAUUAAUUCAAUCGAAAAGAAAAGUAAUAUUGUUAUUCACUUUUUUAUUAUUCUAUGCAUUUUCAAUCUAUCAAGUCACACAAUAAAUGUGUUUUUCGUCGCUACCGAAUAAUCAAUUUUUAUGAUAUGAUUUUCUCCUUGAAAUAAUUUUACAAAGACAUUGUAACUACUAUUAUAUCAAUAUUUCAAGUACAUAUGUAUAGCGAAAUUACAAUUUACUAUAUAAUUGUGACGUUUUAUUAUCGUUGUAAUUUGUUAUAAGAAAUUAUAUGUACAAUUUAUGCAAACCUCUGUAUACAUUAUAUUGUAUAGAUUGCAUUGUAUGCCAUAACGUAUUCAGACAUUGUUUUGUGAUAGGAUAGAGACAUAGAUAAUAUAUCCAGUAUUCUGAUUAUAGAAUUAUUUUCACGUAACUUCGAGUUUCUCUUGCUAAUAAUUACAUAUUUCCUGUUAUAUAUGAUGCAUAAUCCACAUUCCAUAAUUAUGAGUUUCUGAAAUAAAUGCAUUACUUAUGCACAGAACAAUA
Molecule: messenger RNA, 3003 nt
Organism: Odontomachus brunneus
Lineage: Eukaryota; Metazoa; Arthropoda; Insecta; Hymenoptera; Formicidae
Product: oxysterol-binding protein-related protein 9
Exons: 14
Coding region: 188-2317 (709 amino acids)
Cellular component (GO): intracellular membrane-bounded organelle; cytosol; membrane
Molecular function (GO): sterol binding
Source: RefSeq, a predicted model, not a curated record